Molecule: messenger RNA, 1768 nt
Organism: Cyprinus carpio (common carp)
Lineage: Eukaryota; Metazoa; Chordata; Actinopteri; Cypriniformes; Cyprinidae
Product: 1-acylglycerol-3-phosphate O-acyltransferase ABHD5-like
Biological process (GO): positive regulation of triglyceride catabolic process; negative regulation of triglyceride storage
Cellular component (GO): lipid droplet
Source: RefSeq, a predicted model, not a curated record
GACUUACUGGCUUAUGGGUCGUAACUCGGAAUGGUUACACUACCACUAUUUCUGGCAUAUAUUAAGGUCAAAUUAAUUUAUGUGUAAACCAUUUACAUAUUUCCAAUGGACAUUGGGAUGCUUAUGGAUGUAUUACAAGAUAGCAAUUACAGAUGCACGUAUAUAUAAAUAUAAGUACAAAAAUAUGCCUUAUUUAUCCUUCAGUUAAUUUCUCAACUAACUUACUCUGCAAAAGCUCUUGAGACGGUUCUCAGUUUUGUUUUUUAACUGGUUCAACUGCUACAAUGAAAAGAUUCGACUCAUAAGAACAAAAAUAUGUUCACGAUUCAGACAACUCUCUCUCUCUCUGAUCAACAAACAGUGUUGAAAUCAUGGCUGAGACAGUCUUAGCGGGUACUGGACUGGCACAGCGUGUACUGAUGUUACUCGGUAUUCGUAGUCUCUUCUACAAUGUUUUCUGUUUCUUGGACAAGACAUUGAGAUCAUGGUGGUUCGCUGGCUGGCUGCCCUCCUGGAGCCCGACAUCUCAGAGCCAACUGAAGGAGGCAGAAGAGAAGAUGCUGCAGUACAUCACAAGCAAGUUCUGCAGGCAGUUUGUCCACAUAUCUGACAAAAACUUACUGUGGACAUUGAUAUUUAAGGGGCCAACAGAAAAUAAGACCCCUCUGGUGCUGCUGCAUGGAUUUGGGGGCGGUGUGGGACUCUGGGCACUGAACCUGGACUCUCUCUCUCAGCAGAGGCCCGUUUAUGCCUUCGACAUGCUGGGCUUUGGCCAGAGCAGCAGACCUCACUUCAAUACGGAUGCACAGGAGGCUGAACUCCAGUUUGUGGAGUCCAUUGAACAGUGGAGGGAGAAACUGGGUCUGGAAAGUAUGAUUAUGUUAGGCCAUAACUUAGGAGGAUAUCUGGCUGCAUCCUACGCUAUCACAUACCCAACCAGAGUAAAGCACCUGAUUCUGGUGGAACCGUGGGGUUUUCCAGAGCGUCCAGGCGACUCAGGAGACCAAGAUAGACCCAUUCCUAUGUGGAUCAAAGCUAUAGGGGCAAUGCUGAGCCCUUUCAACCCUCUCGCUGGUCUCAGAUUGGUUGGGCCUUUAGGUCCCACACUUGUGCAGACUCUGAGACCAGACUUUAAAAAGAAAUUUGCAGCUAUAUUUAAUGACAACAGAGUGACAGAAUAUAUUUACCAUCUUAAUGUCCAAAGUCCAAGUGGUGAAACAGCCUUUAAAAACAUGACCAUUCCGUAUGGCUGGGCAAAGAUGCCCAUGCUGCAGAGAAUUGGCCUGAUUCACAGCGACAUCCCCAUUAUGGUGAUCUAUGGCUCACGCUCCAGCAUAGAUGGCCACUCCGGCAAUUCAAUCAAAGAAAUGAGGCCAAACUCCCAUGUAGAGAUCAUUGCCAUACGAGGUGCAGGACAUUAUGUGUAUGCUGACCAUCCAGAGGAUUUCAACCAGAAGAUACUUCAUGUCUGUGAAACAAUAAGCUGAAGAGUGAUGAUGAAGGUACUUCCUGUCAGGAACUCUUCAUACGUGGCUUUCUGCAGAAGUGUGUAUCUCAACAUUAGCUUGUGCAUGUCAUGAUCUUCACUGCUUCCUAAUUUUGGACCUGAGAGUCUAGAAGCCUUUGUUUUGCACUACUACUGACUUUUUACUACUGUUUGCAUGUCACAUAAUUAUGACAUGAUGAUGUGAAAAAUUAAAAAAUGUGAAAAAUUAAAAUGUUUAUAUUUUUACAAAAAUCUAUUUAUCUUUGAUUUUGGUAUAAAUAA